This is a messenger RNA of Cucumis melo (muskmelon), 2289 nucleotides long. Its product is annotated as serine/threonine-protein kinase STY8-like. NCBI's taxonomy places the organism in Eukaryota, Viridiplantae, Streptophyta, Magnoliopsida, Cucurbitales, Cucurbitaceae. Gene Ontology annotation, biological process: protein phosphorylation. Gene Ontology annotation, molecular function: ATP binding; protein kinase activity. The record is from RefSeq and is a predicted model, not a curated record. The coding region runs from base 306 to 2045 and encodes 579 amino acids. The transcript is spliced from 16 exons.
UGGUUGUGUGCUCUCCGCGACAAUUCCCAUUUCUCCACUUCUUCCUUCACUGAAACCCAAAGACCUCCAAAAAGUGCCUGAAAAAUUUUUCCUUUUACUUUCUCUCUCCUUCCACUCUCUCGCCCACUUCUUCUUCUUCACUCUCGAGUUGAUCCCAAUUCCAAAUUUCCAAUUCCCAUGUGGGAUUCUUCAAUCAUUCCUCGUUACCUUCUCUUUUCCCCCUUUUGAUUUUCCACACCUAAGCUUUUUCUCUGAUUCCAUUCAUCGCUUCUUCUUCUUCUUCCUCUUCUUAACUAUUCUUAUCAAUGCCGAUUGAAGAUGAUGUUGAGAGCUGCGGUAGCAGAGCCACCGACUUCUCCUCUUCCCAUGUCAACCCGAGGCAUCAUCGCCAGAAGCUUGAAGUUUACAACGAAGUUCUCCGACGAAUCCAGCAAUCCAAUUUCCAUGAAGCUAAUCUACCUGGGUUUGAUGAUCAGCUUUGGCUUCAUUUCAAUCGCCUCCCUGCUCGAUACGCAUUGGAUGUGAAUGUCGACAGGGCAGAAGAUGUCCUUACCCAUAAGAGAUUACUUCAAUUGGCUGUGGAUCCGUCUAACCGACCUGUAUUUGAAAUUCGUUCUGUGCAGGUUUAUCCUUCUGCUAAUGAAAAUUUUAUCAAUUCUUCUUGUUUGGAUGCUUCAAUGAUGGAAGAUGCUCAGAGUUCUUUGAACUAUUCUAACAGACAGGGGAACCAUCCACCUCCAACCUUUGGCUCUUCACCUAAUCUUGAAGCCCUUACACUUCAGGGCAGCAAGUACGGUGUUGAAGAUAGGGACACUGCCCCAAAUGCGACACCCAGCUUUUCUCGGCCAAUGCAUGAGAUCACAUUUGCAACAAGUGACAAGCCUAAACUCCUUAGUCAGUUGACUUCCUUACUUGCUGAUGUUGGACUUAACAUACAAGAAGCUCAUGCUUUCUCCUCUGUUGAUGGUUUCUCUCUGGAUGUUUUUGUUAUCGAUGGUUGGCCUUAUGAGGAAACUGAGGAGCUGAAAAGGGUAUUAGAAAAAGAAAUUUUAAAUUUUAAGGAGCAGUGUUGGUCCGAAAAGCAGCCCAGUCCUGCUUUGGGUAAGGAUAACCAGAAUAGAGUUGAAUCUUUUCCUAGUUGUGUUGGAAUACCUACUGAUGGUACUGAUGUCUGGGAAAUAGACAUCAGACAACUAAAAUUUGAGAAUAAAGUUGGAUCUGGGUCAUUUGGGGACCUGUAUCGGGGCACAUAUUGUAGUCAGGAAGUAGCUAUUAAAGUACUGAGGCCUGAGCGUAUUAAUGAAGAGAUGCUCAAAGAAUUCUCUCAAGAAGUUUAUAUAAUGAGGAAAGUUCGGCACAAAAAUGUUGUUCAAUUCAUUGGUGCUUGUACUAAACCUCCAAACCUCUGUAUUGUAACAGAGUUUAUGUCGAGAGGAAGUGUAUAUGACUUCCUUCAUAAGCAAAGAGGUGUAUUUAACCUUCCAUCUUUACUUAAAGUGGCCAUCGAUAUUUCAAGAGGGAUGAACUAUUUGCAUCAAAAUAAUAUAAUCCAUCGAGACCUCAAGACUGCAAAUCUUCUGAUGGAUGACAACAUGGUUGUCAAGGUUGCUGAUUUUGGAGUUGCCAGAGUUCAAACUCAAUCUGGAGUGAUGACUGCUGAAACUGGAACAUACCGGUGGAUGGCUCCUGAAGUUAUUGAACAUAAACCAUAUGAUCAUAAGGCUGACGUUUUCAGUUUUGGAGUAGCCUUAUGGGAGCUUUUAACAGGAGAAAUUCCCUACUCAUCCAUGACCCCACUACAAGCGGCAGUUGGCGUGGUCCAGAAGAGACUGCGGCCUACGAUACCAAAGAAUGUCCAUCCUGUUCUUGCUGAACUGCUUGAAAGAUGCUGGAGGCACGAUCCAACCGAACGGCCAAACUUCUCUGAAAUUUUGGAGAUCCUCAAGCAGAUAUCUGAGCAGGUCGACAACAACGGGGAAAAUCGACGCAAGAAGGAUAAGUUAUCCGGUGCAUUAUUCUCGGCCUUCAAGAAGAGGAUCCACUGAAUGCACAGGAGGAGCUUAGCCAGAGUUGCAAUGGUGCUGGUAAUCAAUAAAACCCUCCCACAAAAAGAAGGAAAAUGUCUGGACCUUCUUUUUCGUCACUUCUUUUGUGUUCAUCUUUCCUUCUUUUACCUAACAGCUAUAUUGGAAGAACCCUUCAAUGUUCUUGGCCUAACCCUUAGCAUGCUGUAUAAUAUGUUACUUAAAACUGAUACAACUGAAUGUAGAAUUCAUCUUCUUUCUUCGA